AGGUGUAGGACUCUGUGGUCGUGUAGCGAAAUUGAUUUGUGCACAAAAUAGACUAUGAAGCGUCAUAGGGUCCUACUUCAUAGGGUCCUGAUGUAGAGGCGGUCUUCAUGCAAAAAGGUCUUCAUGCAAGAAGGAGAGAAGCACCAUGAUGUCUGCUAUCUCCAAGAGGCGUGAUUUUCUUCCCUUGGACGAGUUUAAGCGCAUAGUGCGGCAACUGGGUUUCACGCGAGCAAAUGAGCUGAAAGCUUGGUGUCGUUCUCCGACACGUCCGCCUUCAGUGCCGAGGUGUCCGCAUAAGGUCUACAGGAGGCAGGGCUGGGUGACUCACCUGGAAGCGCUCGGGAGACCGCGUGCAGAGCACCAGGCACUGACACCUGGCGCCCUGAAGGAGACCCUGACGGGAUCUGGUCUAACGUGUCGCAAGUAUUUCAAGUUUGAACAAGCGGAUGUGGCCAUUGCGUGGGUGGAGAACUUAUUGGAGGAAGAAGGAUACGAGAGUAAGCGGCUUCCGCGCUUGGCACAGGGAAGCUUAAUCGUGCGACGACGAGUGAAUGCAGGACCCGCCAAGCAAGUGCAUCACCAGGGGCUUGGGUUGCUGUCGUGCGGAGAGGGAGAGCAAGACCAAGAGUGGCGCGUUUUGCAAGUUCGGUGUGCCUACGACAAGCGCCCCAACGCUGGAACCACCGUCGUGUUGUCGCGGACUCGAGUAUGCCCAGAUGUCGGAGUCCUCGUUGUGAACCCGAUGCACGAGAAGGCGCUGGCAUUGCACGUGGACUCCUAUCACGUCCGGAAAUGCUUACGGGGUCGCUCCUAUUUCUGGCUUUCCGGAUUGCCGUCAAUCCGCGGAUCCGAAGGCCGCGCUAAUUUUUUGGCGGAUGUGGAGAAACUGCUGGCGCGACUUAAGCCUCAGUCGUACGCGGCGUGGCUGAUGGAUCGACCCGCAGCAGCAGCUUCAGUGCGGCGCUCCAAGCUGCAGCUGCAGCUGAUGGAACAGAUCAUCAAUCCUUCCGGUUUGCAGCAUGAACUGCCAACGCGCUUGCUAGACGCUCAUGAUUUUACGCUCGCCGGUCGCGCAUGCUUAGCGCAUACUUGUACGCUCGCGCCGGAGAGUGCGCGGGGGCUCACGAUAAGUCUGAGACGCGUACGUACGGUUCACGGCCGUCCCCUCGUCAUUCCAAUGGGGAAUGCAGAUGACCUUGAUUUUGUCUUCGCAUUGCUUGGUGACAAGACAGCGAAGCUUGUCGGACUCUUCAUUUUUCCACGCCGGUAUCUCAUCAAAUGGGGCGUUUUUGCUGAGAACUUUGUUGGGGGUAAAACAUGCAUGACGCUUUACCCGCCGGGCGCGAGGAUUAGAUAUGCGUCAAAGCGUGUACAGGCAGCGGAGCAGCAGAAGUUCUACAUAGAUCUGACAGCGGAAAAAACUCAGCGGUCGGGCGUCGGGAAAAACGACGCAGAUGUCUCAUCUGUACAGUCAUCAGUGGUUGAAAGAUUUAGUCGCCUUUUCCUAGAAAAUUAAGGAUUGGAUAUUAGAGUGCUUCUGUUCACUGUGGCACUGUCCGAGUGCUUUUCGUUUGUCAAUUUUGUGAAUGCUAUUUUGAAAAAAGAAAGAGACGCAUCUGCUUUGAAGUGAUAUUCGGAAUUCUUUUCGGUUUCGUUUUUUGUCGCUUCUUUUUUUUGAUAAACCAAAUGAUCUGUUGUAGGAGCCCCCUGACAC
Amoebophrya sp. A25 is the source of this 1714-nucleotide messenger RNA. Lineage: Eukaryota; Dinophyceae; Syndiniales; Amoebophryaceae. The record is from the annotation of a GenBank genome assembly.